Tinamus guttatus (white-throated tinamou) is the source of this 401-nucleotide messenger RNA. The record is from RefSeq and is a predicted model, not a curated record. Lineage: Eukaryota; Metazoa; Chordata; Aves; Tinamiformes; Tinamidae.
CUCUGCUGGCUACUAUGACUAAAACCUUUUUUUCUGUCUCGUUUUUAGGGAAAUCUUCUCUUGGAAUGGCACUCUUUCGUCUGGUUGAACUGUCUGGAGGGUGCAUUAAAAUUGAUGGAGUGAAAAUAAAUGACAUUGGUUUAGCAGAUCUUCGCAGCAAACUCUCAAUAAUUCCUCAGGAACCUGUGCUGUUCAGUGGUACUGUGAGGUCAAACUUAGAUCCUUUCAAUCAAUAUAGUGAGGAACAAAUCUGGGAUGCUUUGGAAAGGACUCACAUGAAGGAGUGUGUUGCCCAGCUGCACAUGAAACUUGAAUCAGAAGUGAUGGAAAAUGGGGAAAACUUUUCAGUCGGGGAGAGACAGUUACUGUGCAUAGCUAGAGCUCUGCUGCGUCGCUGCAAG